Macrosteles quadrilineatus (aster leafhopper) is the source of this 1297-nucleotide messenger RNA. RefSeq lists its product as uncharacterized. Bases 5 to 466 code for a protein of 153 amino acids. The transcript is spliced from 2 exons. The record is from RefSeq and is a predicted model, not a curated record. NCBI's taxonomy places the organism in Eukaryota, Metazoa, Arthropoda, Insecta, Hemiptera, Cicadellidae.
AGCAAUGGCCAAGAACAGCACCUAUUAUGAGUGUUAUGAGCCGAUGAUCCAUCACCGGCCACCCGUCAACUCCUCUUUCAAUGCCUCAAGUGACUCUUCGGAUGAGGGGAGCCCUACCAAUGCCAGCUCAGUUUUUGUCAAUGUCAAUGGAAGUCUGGGUCUUUAUGAUAAGUAUCCUCGCCAAGAAUUUCUAGAUUUUGAUUAUGUAGAAGAAGAUCGCAUUAUGAUGGAAAGUGAGAAUAAUGCCGUGAUUGAUACGACUGCCAACUCUUCUGGUUUAAAUGCGACUUCUGAAGAAAACACCAACAAGAAUGGACUCCGCCUUGUGGAUAACAUUGGACCCCAUUUUGAUAAAAACGUAACAGUGAGUCAUGUCAUCCCUGAAAAUCAGAACGCUGCCACCUUUGUCGUAGAAGAUGAAACUGACGAAGACUUUGAGAGUUUUUACUUUGAGGACACUUUCUAAAUGUCCCUUCGAGAAAUCUGCCUCUGCUAAAGUACCGUAUUCAACAUUUGCCAAAUGAAUUGCUUAGUAGUAUAGUAUGUAGCUUAUUAGUUUAGCAUAUAGCUUAGUAGUGAACUAUAUAGUAGUAUAUAUAGUAGUGCAGUAAAGCAAACUUAGUAGAGGCAGUUCUAUUAAAAUAGUAAAUAACCUAUACUUAGAUUUAAAAGGAUUUAAAAUAGUAAUCCAACCCCUCUGGGAGAUCGACCAAGAAUUAAAAAAAUAAUAAUCUUUUGCAUUUUGUGAUUAGGCUGUCGUUUUCCUUUUUACUUAUUCCUAAAUAGUAAUCUUAGAAAUUACAGUUAGUAUUUUACGACAAUGAAUUGUUAUUUUAUUUUAUCAAUUUUUUACAACGAAUAAUCGUAUUUUCCAGAGGGGUUUGUAUGUACCCAUAUAUAUAUAUUAAGUUUAAAUGCUAUUCUGUGACAAAGGUUAUCUUUUUGGUUUACUACACGUAAAAUAGUGUCUUAUAUAUAAAUAUUAUCAAUAAUUCAUUCUUGUAAUCACGAAAAUAAGAAUAAGGCUCAUAAAGUUAUUUACAUUUAAUUGGUAAUCAGGAGGCUAUAACAAGAACAUGAAGUCAGAUUAUUUCAAAGGUUGGUUUUAACCACGUAGGUUUUAUUCAUACAAAAUUAUUAAAGUACCUGCUUGUUGAUACGUUUACCCAAGAAUUAAUGAAUAGUGGGAGAUUUAAAUUGCGACCAAAGUCAAUGCCAAAUAUAGCGAUAUGUUUAUUUAAUUUGGUUCAAGUUUUAUCAUAAAUAGAACAUUUGUCAAAAUUAGGGUAAAUCUCUA